CCAGUACCCAUUUUCCGGAUUAUACCGACUUGUGCCCAUAAUGGCUCUUGCAUGUUUCAAAGUUCCUUCUUUUUCUCCUUCCGCCGUUGAUGGCGAGGGUCUCCGAAGAAACUACACUUCUUUGCUUUCUUCUUCUUCUUCACUGAGUCUUGCGAAGAUCAGUGGAAGCAGAAGAAAUUUCGUGGCCAAUGCAUCACCUCAGACGAAUUCUGCUGCCACAGCCGUUAUUUUCGAACCAUUUGAGGAGAUCAAGAAGGAGGUCCUUUCUGUUCCCGUUGCUCCUAAAGUUUCUUUGGCUCGUCAGAACUACCAAGAGGAGUGUGAAGCUGCGAUUAACGAGCAGAUCAAUGUGGAAUACAACGUUUCCUAUGUGUACCACUCCAUGUUUGCGUACUUUGACAGAGACAACAUUGCUCUGAAAGGCUUUGCCAAGUUUUUCAAGGAAUCAAGUGAAGAAGAAAGAGAGCAUGCUGAGAAACUUAUGAAAUAUCAGAACGAUCGUGGUGGACGAGUGUUACUUCACUCUAUCAAGAAUCCCCCCUCGGAUUUUGAGCAUGCUGAAAAGGGAGAUGCAUUGUAUGCUAUGGAAUUAGCCUUGUCUUUGGAGAAGUUAGCAAACGAGAAACUACUGAAUGUGUACAGUGUUGCGGACCACAACAAUGAUCCUGAAUUGGCUCACUUCAUUCAGAGCGAGUUUCUCCGUGAGCAGGUUGAAGCAAUCGAGGAGAUAGCGAAGUACGUGGCUCAGUUGAGAAUGGUUGGAAAGGGUCACGGCGUGUGGCACUUUGAUCAAAGACUUCGUCAUGAUGCGUGAGGUGCAUGCAGGAUGACAAUAAGAGACGAUUGCUUUACUCUAGUUUGGUGUGCGAGUU
Neltuma alba is the source of this 872-nucleotide messenger RNA. Its product is annotated as ferritin-3, chloroplastic-like. Gene Ontology annotation, biological process: iron ion transport; intracellular iron ion homeostasis. The record is from RefSeq and is a predicted model, not a curated record. Gene Ontology annotation, cellular component: cytoplasm. Lineage: Eukaryota; Viridiplantae; Streptophyta; Magnoliopsida; Fabales; Fabaceae. The transcript has 8 exons. Gene Ontology annotation, molecular function: ferrous iron binding; ferric iron binding. Bases 41 to 814 code for a protein of 257 amino acids.